This is a messenger RNA of Protopolystoma xenopodis, 477 nucleotides long. The record is from the annotation of a GenBank genome assembly. Lineage: Eukaryota; Metazoa; Platyhelminthes; Monogenea; Polystomatidea; Polystomatidae.
GAGGCCAUGGUUCGAGCUGAGUUGAAGCCGUCUGUGCCUGUGAAUCAGAGGUUGGUGAAGGGUGCUGCUCGGCCAGCAUCAGUCGGACGGACGAUGCCUCGUGCUGCUGAGCAUGAAAGUGGCCCGCCUGGCCUCCUUUCCUUGCUUCAGCGGACGUGUGAUUUUGUCCUCGAACCCGGGCCUGUACCAAUGUCGGAGCCGCCCACUCAGACGUCCGGUCGGUGCCAAUUGGUUGUUCCCAAUCUCCUGACCGACGCCUGCCAGUCCUGCCGUGCCGGCUUCGCGUCGGUCCAGAAGGUUUCCGAGCCCCUGAGCCAGAAUUCACGGACGACAGAGUCGAGUCGCCACUGCGAUUACGGACUCUUCUACGCUCUGCUGUUGGCGCCCGCGCUCGACGCCAUCUACGAGGCCUGCCUGUUGCGUCUGCAGACGGAACCGGAUGAUCCUGUUCUUGGCUUUGCUUUCCCAAAAGGAUAA